This is a messenger RNA of Seriola aureovittata, 2199 nucleotides long. RefSeq names its product progestin and adipoQ receptor family member VIII (gene paqr8). The transcript is spliced from 2 exons. Bases 927 to 2003 code for a protein of 358 amino acids. Gene Ontology annotation, biological process: response to steroid hormone. Lineage: Eukaryota; Metazoa; Chordata; Actinopteri; Carangiformes; Carangidae. The record is from RefSeq and is a predicted model, not a curated record. Gene Ontology annotation, cellular component: plasma membrane. Gene Ontology annotation, molecular function: steroid binding; nuclear steroid receptor activity.
ACUUUUUUAACAUACUGCAUGUUAACAAUCUCUAAAACCUGCCUAAACUAUUUACAGUAUAUAUCACUUUUCAAAACAGACGCAAAGUGCUUCAGAAUGAAAGCAAUAAAAAUGAAUAAAUUGAAAAUAAAAAGGAAUAUUACCUCAUUUAAUCAUAAUUUUCAUACAGAAAUAUAUUGAUUUAUAUUGAUUCAGAUUCAUAAUGAGUCACGAGGAAUAACAAGGUGUCAGUGUAUUGUAUUGAUUUGGGGUUGGUUGUUUCUUUUUUUCUUAAGUCAUUUUCACUGUCUGAAUAUCUUAUGAAAGAGCCAAUACAUUUUGCAUUUGUUGUACGUGCACUGCUGAACACAAAAACCCCUUAGUUUUAAACAUGAAUGCAGUGUAUGAUACCAGACAGAAGAUGGAGACACACAUGCAAAAUUAAACAUGUAUGUUUCAUUGUCUUUAUGGUUUUACCAUAAUGUCCUUUAGGCUACAUAAAGAAAACAAUGACAAAUGUGAUUUCUCCAAGAGUCUAAUAAAUGGUAAAUAAUAUAAAUAUAAAUGUAAACGCAAACAAACAUAAUAUUGAAUGUCUCUGUCACAGAAUAAGCACCAAUAAAUGUCUCUUAUAAGAAUAAGAAAAAGCUGCUAGAAGCACCUCAGGGCUUUUCUGGUCCUUUAACCCCGCCCACGCGUUCAGCCUCCGGGCUGUCGUGUCAGCUGUGUUUUUACCCUGUUGUUGUCUGCAGCCUCUGAAAUACCUCUAUACCUCAACAUGUUGCAGUUAUCUAAGCAUGUGCUCUUUCUGAUGGAGGAAAGCCUGUAAGGCAAGACAAGACUUCCUUUCCUUCCUGCAGAGACGUGCGACUCCAGAGGGGCAACAGGUGUUCACGAUACCAGCAGUUUUGUCUCCAGCAGUCCUCUCCCACAUCCACCACUCAGCUAUGGCUGGUGAUGUUCUGCAACGCUUCAGCACCUUGACCUUGAACAUCAAGCACCUCCGCUGGCUCCCCCCUCUGUCAGACCUCGUCCCUGCCUCGGUGCCGUCGCCCAGCCCCACCGUCACCGCCUACCAGGUGCCCAGCCUGUUCCGAGAACCCUACAUCCUCUCAGGCUACCGCCCCGUCCGGCAGGAUUGGCGCUGCUACCUCCUCAGCCUCUUCCAGAGACACAAUGAGUCCCUGAACGUGUGGACUCAUUUGCUUGCAGGUCCUGUGCUGCUGGUCCGCUGGUGGGCCAACGUAGUCACCCUGGGGUACACCUUGGACGCAGCAGCUCUACCUCUGAGCCUCUUCUUGGUGUCUUCUUUCAUCUACCUGUUCUUCAGUGUUGCAGCUCACCUCUUGCAGUCUCACUCGGAACGGGCACACUACUUCUUCUUCUUCAUGGACUAUGUGGGUGUAGCUGUGUAUCAGUAUGGUUGCUCACUUGGACAUUAUUUCUACACGUCAGAGGCAGCGUGGAGGGAAAGCUACAUAGGGCUGUUGUUUCUACCCGGAGCUGCCUUCUUUGGGUGGUUCUCCUGUGCUGGCUGCUGUUUCGCCAAGUCCAGGUACAGGCGGCCGUACCCACUGCGGCGUAAAAUCUGCCAGCUUAUCCCUACAACCCUAGCAUACCUGCUGGACAUCAGCCCCGUAGCCCACCGCCUGUUCACCGUCUCCUGGACACAAGAGCCCUCCCUGCCCUUCCACGCCCUCCAGAUUUCCUCCUUCCUGCUGUCCGCCCUCUUCUUCUCCUGUCCUAUCCCCGAGCGCUUCUUCCCGGGCCGCUGCGACUUUGUGGGCCAGGGUCACCAGAUCUUCCACCUGUUUCUGUCCCUGUGCACCGUGUUCCAGCUGGAGGCUUUGUUCCAGGACUACGCCAGGCGGAGGGAUACGGUGGUGGAGGUAUUUGGAGAGAGACAGCUGUGGUGGGGUUGUGUGUCCUUCCCCGUUCUGUUUCUGUGCUGCAUCCUGACAGCACUCAUCACAAUGAGGCGCACGAACAAACAACUGCAGGGUGAAGAAGAGAGAGACAAGUGACAUGUUUGUGUUAGCAUGUGUUUAUGUGGGUGUGUGUGAGAGAGAGAGAGAGAGAGAGAGAGCAAAAGAAUGAGUAGGGUUUAAAUAUACCAAAUAAUAAUAAAUUAAGCCAUCUUUGUAUGUUUUUGAUAAACAAUCAGUUUGUGAAAAAUGUGACAUUUAAAGUAUUUGCAAGAUAAAACUGUCUAAAAGUUUA